AAUCAUAGAAAUCACUCUUCCUUUUAAGUGGUCUAUUUAACAAACCAAUUCCAUUGAUGACCCUUUAACUUGCCUCUUCAAUUUGUAAAAUUGGAGCAAGUCAUGGAGAAGAGAAAAGGAGAUAAAAGUGAAGAAAGUAAUGAAGAAAAAUGGGUGUAUGAUGGUUCUUUUGAUUAUAAAGGAAGAGUUCCUCUUCGUGCUUCCACUGGUGCAUGGAAAGCUUCUUUCUUUGUCAUCAUGGUUGAAAUUAGUGAAAGGAUGAGCCACUAUGGACUAACCAUGAACCUUAUCACAUACCUGACUGAAGUGAUUCAUGAAGAUCUCAAAACAGCUGCUAAAAAUGUAAACACCUGGAUAGGAGUAACAACUUUAAUGCCUCUGGUAGGAGGAUUUAUUGCUGAUGCAUAUACUGGUCGAUUUCAUAUGGUCCAAUUGUCAUCCGUAAUUUAUCUGACGGGGUUAUGUGUGUUGACAAUGACUCAAUACAUCCCAAGUUUGAAGUCAUGCCACACAGAGAAAUGUCAUCGGCCUAGGAAAAUUCAUGAAGUGGUUUUCUUUCUCGCGCUUUACUGUAAAUCUUUCGGAACUGGAGGAUACAGACCAUGCUUACAAAGCUUUGGAGCGGAUCAAUUUGAUGAUGGUCAUCUGAAAGAAAUGAAGAAGAAGCUGUCUUUCUUCAACUGGUGGAACUUUGGAUUGUGCUUUGCAGUGCUGAUUAGUUCCACAGUGAUUGUAUAUGUUCAAGACUUUGUCAACUGGGGAGUUGCUACUCUAAUACUUACAGCUUUUAUGGCUAUUGCUGUCAUAACUUUCUGUGUAGGUAAGCCCUUGUAUAGAUACCGGAAGCCGGAAGGAAACCCUCUACUGCCAAUUUUACAGGUCCUUGUUGCAGCCAUAAGAAAAAGGGAUUUAUGUUGUCCUUCAAAUCCUGCUUUAUUGUAUGAGCUUCAAAUUUCAGACCAUUCUCAAGGAAGGCUUCUAAGCCAUACUAGCAGAUUCAGGUUUCUAGACAAGGCUGCGAUAAUCGAAGAGAAAUAUGGUGAGCAGGAAGUGAAUCCAUGGAGAUUAACGACAGUGACAAGAGUGGAGGAGACAAAGCUUGUCUUGAACAUAGUUCCCAUAUGGCUAACGUUAUUAGCAAGUGGGGCAUGUGCAGCACAAGGCUCAACUUUUUAUGUCAAACAAGCAGCUGCUACAGAUUUAAACAUAGGCAACGGUUUCGAAAUACCGCCAGCUUCCCUGAACGCUAUUUCUGCCAUUGGUACCUUAAUAGGCAUCCCGAUUUACGAUAAGAUUUUUGUUCCAAUUAUGAGGAAAAUCACUGGCAAUGAAAGAGGCAUCAGUAUCCUUAGCAGGAUAAACAUCGGCUUGACACUCUCAGCCAUUAUUAUGGUUCUUUCAGCCUUAGUAGAAGUUAAGAGACUUAGAAUGCUUGAGAAUGAAAUCUUGAGAACAGGGGAAACAGGGCAAGUAACUAUGAGUGUGUACUGGUUGUUACCACAAAACUUACUUGCAGGCUUUGCGGAUGCAUUUCUUAUGGUUGGUAUACAAGAGUAUUUCUACGACGAAGUUCCUGAUUCAAUGAGAAGCUUGGGAUUGGCCUUGUAUUUUAGUGUGUUUGGAAUUGGAAACUUCUUAAGCAACUUUAUAAUCGUCGUUGUCGACCAUGUCACGGCAAAGAGUGGCAAAAGUUGGAUUGGGAAGGAUAUAAAUUCGAGUCGUUUGGAUAACUUUUAUUGGAUGUUGGCAGCUAUUAGUUCUUUGAAUGUGUGCGUGUUUCUCGUCAUAUCAAAGAGGUAUACUUAUAAGACCGUACAGAGGAGAACUACGGAAACUAAUGGUUACAAAAGCGAUGAUGAGAGCAUGAAGGAAGCUACUAAGGUCUAGUCCUCUACUAUUUCUUCAUGUGAAUGAAACCUAUGAUUCAUAAUAUUUAUAAGGAUUUAAAAAUAUGCAUACUACAAGUGUAAAUAUAUUACAAUAUUAUUUAGUGUUAUGUGAUUGCAUUAUUCUUGUUUUGUUAA
Molecule: messenger RNA, 2024 nt
Organism: Medicago truncatula (barrel medic)
Lineage: Eukaryota; Viridiplantae; Streptophyta; Magnoliopsida; Fabales; Fabaceae
Product: protein NRT1/ PTR FAMILY 5.6
Exons: 4
Coding region: 103-1887 (594 amino acids)
Biological process (GO): transmembrane transport
Cellular component (GO): membrane
Molecular function (GO): transmembrane transporter activity
Source: RefSeq, a predicted model, not a curated record